Molecule: messenger RNA, 165 nt
Organism: Monoraphidium neglectum
Lineage: Eukaryota; Viridiplantae; Chlorophyta; Chlorophyceae; Sphaeropleales; Selenastraceae
Exons: 1
Source: RefSeq, a predicted model, not a curated record
AUGGCAGGGCGCAGUGGCGAAUGUUUGGAGAGCUCGGCGGCGGCCUUGAUUCCUGCCGCACAUCGCACCAGCAGCUCGGGGUCAAGUGAGCUCGACGCUGCGCUCAGCUGCGGUGGUAACAGUGACGACACCACUGGUGGCAGCAGCAGCAACAAUGGCAGCGAG